CUGCCUCGGGGGGAGGGGGUAUAAAUGAGAAGCUGCCCAGGAAGGCUCCAGACAGCAACUCCUGGGAAGAAGAAGGAGCAGAUUCAGCCAAGCAACACAAUGAAGGCCCCCCUCCUGGUGCUCUUUGCUCUUCUGGCUCUGCUCGCUGCCUUUGCACGGGCUCAAGAACCCCAGGAAGAGAGCCUGCUGGCCAAGGUGCAAACCAUCGCCCAACAAGCAGCCGAGAAGGCCCAGGAGCACUUGACCACCCUCCAGCAGUCUGGGGUGGCCCAGCAGGCCAGGGAAUGGUUCACCAGUAAUGUGGAAAACGCCAAGGAUUACCUCAGCACUCUAAGGGAGAAGCUUACCUCCCUGUUGGAGAAAUCAGCACCCGCAGCAUGAUGAAACUCUGGCUCCACCUGCAGUUCCAGGCAGACCCUCAGCGGCCCUCAGUGGCCCUCCUUGCCCUUUCCCUGUCUAGUAACUCCCUCCCUGGAGCACCUCAUUGUUCUUAAGUGUGGCGCUUCCCCCAUUAAAACUUGCAAACACUU
Molecule: messenger RNA, 530 nt
Organism: Rhineura floridana
Lineage: Eukaryota; Metazoa; Chordata; Lepidosauria; Squamata; Rhineuridae
Gene: APOC3
Product: apolipoprotein C3
Exons: 4
Coding region: 25-381 (118 amino acids)
Biological process (GO): lipoprotein metabolic process; lipid transport
Cellular component (GO): extracellular region
Molecular function (GO): lipid binding
Source: RefSeq, a predicted model, not a curated record